Messenger RNA from Solenopsis invicta (red fire ant), 1357 nucleotides. RefSeq names its product odorant receptor 22c-like. Bases 64 to 1293 code for a protein of 409 amino acids. Lineage: Eukaryota; Metazoa; Arthropoda; Insecta; Hymenoptera; Formicidae. The record is from RefSeq and is a predicted model, not a curated record. The transcript is spliced from 7 exons. Gene Ontology annotation, biological process: detection of chemical stimulus involved in sensory perception of smell; sensory perception of smell. Gene Ontology annotation, molecular function: odorant binding; olfactory receptor activity. Gene Ontology annotation, cellular component: plasma membrane.
AUUUAAUGGCGCGUUCAACAUACAGGUCGAGUUUUUGCAAGAGGGUGAAUAUUGCUUUACAUUAUGACAGAAAAAGUGAAAUACCUGUUCACAAUAGUUUUGGACAUGGACAUUACGGAACCUUCAGGUUACAAAGAUUUCAUGUGGGCAAUUCAUUUGCAUCAAUUAAACUUUGAAAUAUUAGGUUUAUGGCCCAAAGAUGACAUAUAUGAAAAGAAUAAUUUAUGGUCGAAAUUUCGUAUUAGCAUUAUUUUGUGUCUAAUAAUAUUUGUUGCCUUUGUUCCAACAAUAAAUGCGGUUAUACAAGUUUGGAGCAAUAUGAUACUGGUAAUAGACAACUUACGUAUUGCAUUAACUCUUCUAGCAGCAUUAUUGAAAUAUGUUACUAUACUACGGAAACGAACAGUUCUUUUGUCGAUUAUAAAUAUGAUGGCGAAAGAUUGGAUAACAUUCAAAUCGAAUACAGAGAGAGACAUGAUGAUAAAACAAGCACAAACUGCUCGAUUAGUCACGGUCAUUGGAUACUUUUUCAUGAUAAUAGGAAUUCUUGGAGCAAUCAUUCCAGCUAUUUUUGGCAUACAAAUAUUAUCAGUAACAAAUCACACGGAUCAGCAUAAGGCAUUACUAUUCUUGACAUAUGACUUCUAUGAUUCAGAUAAGAGUCCGCAAUUUGAAUUGACGUUUUGUAUUCAUAUUGUAUCGCUCGUAUUAGUGGGUAAUGUAUAUAUGUUUGUAGAUAGUUUUUUAGUUCUGAUAAUUCUUCACGUUUGUGGACAGUUAGAAAACUUUAGAUGUCGACUAAUUAAUAUGGUGUCAUGCAAGAACUUUGACAGAAAGUUAAAUAACAUCGUAGCGUCACAUUUACGUGUGAUCAGAUUUGCCGAUAAAAUUGAAAAUACAUACUCUUUAAUGAUGUUAAUUAUGUUACUUCAUUUCAUUAUUGUAUUUUGCCUAAGCGGGUUCUGUUUACUAUUAGAAAUGGAAGAUAUUACGACAAAAAUUUAUUUUUCGAUAAUUAUGCUUACAAUCUUAUUAAUAAAUACUUUUUUGUACUGUGCUGCAGGAGAACUUCUAACGGAACAAUGCAAUGCGGUAUAUCAUGCAAUAUGCAAUCUUGAAUGGUACAAAUUGGAAUCAAGAAAUGCGAGAAAUCUUAUUUUACUAAUAAUUCGAGCACGCCAUCCUUGUUACAUUACUGCAGGAAAAAUUAUUCCAUUAACAGUGGCUACUUUUUCCAGCGUAUUAAAAACCUCGUGCGGAUAUAUAACGUUUUUACUGGCAAAACGUGCUUAAGAAUUAAGAUAAUAUAUUAAUAUUCAUGUACCACAAAAAAAUAAAUGUAUAUUCAACUAAAUAA